CCUUGGAGAUGGUGCCCUGAACCUCCUGCAACAAGUAGAGGCAAGCCUCCUGGGAGGAGGAGGAGGAACACUCAGAGAGGAGAGGAAGGACCAGUUCUCCUCUUCAUCGAAACACUCAGGACCCAACAGACUCUGAUGUCUGAGGACUUGAAUCGUUUUGUUCCGCUCUGAUUAUUUUUUGUUUUCUGAGUCCAGGACAAAGAUCGACACUAAACGAGAAAUCUGUAAAGGAGGAUAAAUAAGACCAUGGCCUCCUGGUUCAGCUGGAACGAGCCGUAUUACCGGAGCCCCCGCAAGGACCCAGCCGAUGUGGUCACCGACACCCUGAUGCUGGAGUUCAGCUGGCAGCUGAAGGAGACGGAGCGGCAGCAGCGGGAGAGGGAGAGCGAAUACCGGCGCCUGAAGACCGGCGUGGACUACAGCUGGCUGGCCAGCACGCCGCGCUCCUCCUUCAACAUCAGCACCGGGGAGAGGCUGGCGCUGGAGGAGCUGUGCGCCAAGGUGCCCCCGUCCUGCUGCGGGCUGGUCAUACUCAAGUUUAGGGAUGCUCUGCAGUCCAAUGAGCCAGAGGUGAACGAGGUGUCCGGCCUUUUCCGGUCUGUCCUCCUGGAGGCUCUGGACCACCUGAAGGAGGAGCAGGAGGCACAGCGGCUGACCCGUCAGUGGAACAACAAGCGCGCCAUGAGCAUGAACUUCAAGUCCCGGAUCAAGAUCAACCCGUUCGGGAGCACGGUGGGCCUCACCUCCGCCGUGGCCAACGGGACGGGAAUGAGCGACCUGAAGACCGUGUCAGAAGACGUGGAGAAAGGGAUGGAGGUGGAGGACAGGCUGCAGAGGGUGUGGAGCAUGCCCGACUUCAGAUACAAAGGACCCAGCAGCAGCGGCAGCAAGGUGGUCUGACGUGAGGCGUUCGAGGACAGAUACGGCAACUGGACACUUCAGUGGGAGUAAUAAACCUCCAGGACUCAGACACAGGACAGUAUGUCCACUUUGAAGCAGGCCAGGAAAGAUUUUCACUUCAGUACCGCUCAGAAAUUACAGCUGCCUCCCUUUUUAUCUGACAGGGUCAUUUUCUGAACCGUGACACGUUUUUCAGCACUUCAAACAGUUUUACAAGUUGCCUGAGAUUAUCUUUUGCUUUGUUCUUACACUGUAGAAAUGUUUAUCUAAAUGGCUGAAAACUUCAGCCUUUAGGAGUUAUUUAUGUGAUUUAAAGCUUUUUUCUUGCAGAAGAAACUAUUUGUUAGGUCAGACUACCUAAAAAAUAAAAGUAAAAUAUAAAUAGAUGAGUAAAAGGCCUGUAAAGUUGUUUUUUUUUUCCUAGUAGACGUUUUAUGUAUGAGGAAGACUUUUCUAAAACAGGUACUGUAGUUCACUUUAAAGUCAGUCAAAGCGCGAGUCGCGCUCCGUGUCUCAAGCAACGCACAAGAACUCUGCAGAAAGUGUUGUCCACUGUUGGAAAAAUUAAGGCUUUUAUAUUUUCAAAAACGUCAAAAGAACAAAAAAUGUGAAGAAA
Messenger RNA from Nematolebias whitei (Rio pearlfish), 1516 nucleotides. It is a transcript of the gene rd3, whose product is annotated as retinal degeneration 3, GUCY2D regulator. Lineage: Eukaryota; Metazoa; Chordata; Actinopteri; Cyprinodontiformes; Rivulidae. The transcript has 3 exons. The record is from RefSeq and is a predicted model, not a curated record. Bases 247 to 900 code for a protein of 217 amino acids.